Molecule: messenger RNA, 1186 nt
Organism: Cladophialophora immunda
Lineage: Eukaryota; Fungi; Ascomycota; Eurotiomycetes; Chaetothyriales; Herpotrichiellaceae
Exons: 1
Coding region: 417-863 (148 amino acids)
Source: RefSeq, a predicted model, not a curated record
GUAUUUUGCAACCAUUUUGUGCAGAUGUCUGAAUCCAUUUGUCCAAUGUCUGGCUCCGAUUUGCAAUAUGCGGCUUUGUCUUGCAAAGUAUAAAACCCAUUUGGGCGCUCGACCAUCGAUUGGGAUGAUCCGAGGGUCCCGGCGUUCUUACGGAUUGCGAGGAACCAAAGCUUCGUCGACAGCCGAACUCAACCUUGCAGCAUCCCGACGAAUGGCUGCCACGAACUCUGAAAGACCAUGGAAGAGGGUGCGAACCCGAGUCUAUGUGAUAGCCUAAUGCGGCUUGAAUACACCCGGCACUCAGCAAGCCGAAACUUGCUCGUUCUUCCAAAUACUUCGAGAGAAAGUUCGAGAGCACCUUUUCGUUCGGCCUUUUGACUGUGCGUUCCUUCGUUUCGAGAAAGUGUCUUGGAUCUAUGAAUUCCAAAAUUUCGAGUCCGCUGACCGAGCUGCAGGAAGGACCAUGCGCAGGCAUCGUCGGACUUUUUGUUGAGGUUGAGAUUUCGUCCAAGCUGCCUACCUACCUACCUACCUACCUACCUACCUAUCUACCUUUGAUCGCGCACCCUGCCCUGGGAAAACAUGCUCGCCGACCCUGCAUUUGGUUGACCCUUGACCACUGCGCGGCCCUCGCGCAGGGUCGGCUUGAUGCAGACUACCUCAGGGACCAAGGUGUGCCGUCCGUCACUAGGUUAGGUGGAAUCUGCUCAAGAAAGCUCCGUCCAUCGAUGAAGGGUAGAACAUCCUCAAGGUUCCAGGGCCAAAGAACUUUUCGGGGUGAGGGAGGGCGAUCCGGAUACCAUGAUCCGGCCUUUGUCACCGCCCCCGAAUCGGGAUGCCGCGUUGCACGGUCCUGGGUCUGAAGGUAGGGGAGGGGGGAGGGAAUGAAAACCUUCGAUCACAUGCCUUUGUCUAGAUCGACAGGCCCGGAACAAGUGUGGGUUUCUUGUAAGUAGUAGUGGAGCGGGGGAACAAAAGUCCUCGAUUGAGAUCCCAACUCGAUCCCUCCCCUGGGUCGCUGACGUCAAAGGCCCACGGGUAGUAAGAUGUGAGAUUUUGAUCGUGAGAUGCAGUGGGCCGGGGUGUUGUAAGUCCAAGAGAGCCACUUUUUUUCCAAGGUGGAGGGGGAAGGGGGGGGAUGUCAAAUUCCUUUGUACUUGUACGGUGGAUGGAUGGACGGAUGGGU